Molecule: messenger RNA, 924 nt
Organism: Microthlaspi erraticum
Lineage: Eukaryota; Viridiplantae; Streptophyta; Magnoliopsida; Brassicales; Brassicaceae
Source: the annotation of a GenBank genome assembly
AUGCAUAGAUCGGCUACUACAAUGGCGUGGAACGUCUUCAGAUUCUGUACGGCUCUACGAGGACUCGGAUCGAUCAUGAUCCUUCUGGUCUUGGGUGUUGUUGGCGUGAGCUAUUACGCCGUCGUUUGGACCAAUUACGGACCGGCACUAUCAAAUGGAGGCCUCGACUCUCUUGCUGCUCUUGCAAUUCUAAUCCUUUUCCACUUUUUGUUGGCGAUGCUAUUGUGGAGCUACUUCUCUGUUGUGUUUACUGAUCCUGGUGUUGUGCCUCCGAAUUGGAGAUCAGCUUCAGACGAGGAACGAGGCGAGUCUGAUCCGUUGAACAGUUUGGAGUUUGGUGGGUUACAGCCAGAUUCUUCGAACCAAAGAAGUCGUUUUUGUAGAAAAUGCAAUCAGCCUAAGCCUCCUCGUUGCCACCAUUGCUCUGUUUGUGGUCGAUGUGUGUUGAAAAUGGACCACCAUUGUGUUUGGGUUGUUUGCUGUGUUGGAGAGCUUAACUAUAAAUACUUUCUUCUUUUCUUGCUUUACACAUUUUUGGAAACAAGUCUUGUGAUUUUACUUCUCAUGCCGCAAUUCAUAGCGUUCUUUAGCGAAGAAGAGAUACCUGGAACACCAGGCACACUUGCUACUACUUUUCUUGCAUUUGUUUUAAACCUGGCAUUUGCUUUAAGCGUUCUGGGUUUCUUAAUCAUGCAUAUCUCCCUAGUAGCUGCCAAUACCACAACUAUAGAGGCAUAUGAGAAGAAAACAGUUCCGAAAUGGCCCUAUGAUCUCGGUAGAAAGAAGAACUUUCAACAAGUAUUUGGUAUGGAUAAGAGAUACUGGUUGAUUCCGGCGUACUCAGAAGAAGAUUUAAGACGAAUGCCUGAACUUCAGGGACUCGAAUACCCAUCGAAACCGGACUUUGCUCCCCAAGACUUCUGA